AUGACGGAGCAUGAUGCCGGCCAUCAGGACACACACUCCCGCCAAGCACAGCUCCAAGGCUUGCUCAAUUCACAUAACACUCACGACAGUAGCGAUGCGCCCGGGUUAGGAAUCACCGACACAAGCCAUAACAAACAUUCGGGGGCCAACAGCCACGUCCGUAUUCGUCAGCCUCCAGCUGCUGCCGAGUCGAGCUCGACCGCCACCUCCCCGCCGAGCAUAUUUUCCACGACGACCACAAACGAUAACUCCAUGCUCACAUACCAAACUUCGCGAAAUUCCUCAGCAGGUCAGGCGUCGCCAGUGCUGGAGCGCCAACAACACAAUGCAGCCACCAACGCGAAGGCUAAUACCCGGGGCAGCGGGGUCUCUCGCUCGCGCACGCACAAGAACCGAUCAAGCAGCGCAUUCCUUCUCUCGGGGCCUUUAUUCGAUGGCACAUCUUCAGAUCCCGCUGGGCGCGACAGCAGCUUGUGGCAGAGGCAAGGUUUGCCGCCCGCCACUCGCACGCCCGCGAGGCCCAUGAGCAAUGUCGCUACAAGCUCUGCAGCGGAUAAAAUACUGGAACAGUCGCAAACUUCCACCGCGCAGCCUCCGGUUUCGUCGGUCCCCGCAUCGAGGCCGUCGCUGCUUCAAUCAGAAAAUACCCUACGCCAGAGGCCAACUGCUGCCUCCAAAAGGCUAGAUACUACUAAUGCCUCGAGACCCACUGGCUCGUCUUCUUCCACGGGAAUAGCAACACCAGGCGAAGCCGUGAGCUAUGAAGAUCAGGCCAAUAAAUACAUCGAGACCGGCUUGCCUGGGUUGCCACCAGGUACAGCUUCAUCCAAGUCAUCUUCCUCUUCUGCAAGACAUAGCCUCGAUCUAGAUUCUACCCACAUCGUCAACAUGGCUUUGAGCCUAAGCGAAUCGCGGCGUUUAGCCGCCAGACGAAACAGUUCACAGCCGAUACCUCCAAGUUUGGCACCGAUGCCGGAUAGCUCGUUGUCAGGCGGCCUAAGGCAGCAUCUCCAGCAGCAGAGGCGAUCCUCACGCAAUAUGUCUCCGAGAGCCAGCAGACUCGCAUCGUCCACAUCAGCUGCUCCCGCUGGCCAACAAACAAGGGUCACCAGCCCGCUGCAUGCCUCUUUCGAUAUGGGUGGAGAUGCCAGCGGCUUUCUCUACCAUUGCUCACCAUCGACACUUGCUCGUGUACAAAAGGCCAAGGAUCACUUGGAGCUGCUGGCGCAAUACAGGCGCGUGCUCGAUUUGGUGCCACCUCUCAAGCCAGCUGAUCAUCCAGGCACCUCUUCCUCUGGAGCGCCAGCUUACUUGGAGAACGAGCUGAUGGUGAGACUUGGCCGGGAGUACAAUCCACUGCAGUAUAUACGGAAUCGGAAAGUGAGGGCACGUGAGCGGAAGGCCAUCGAUGGAGAUGCCCAGGGCUUCGGCGAUGUCAAGAACGUUACCGAAUGGGUGGGGCAAAUAUCAGGACUCGCGGCGACGAGAGGAGGCGGGAAAGCGGUUUUGCCCACUUUCGAGCCGGCCGAGAAGCUUGUUGGCCAAGACCAAGCGAAUACAUCCUCUGCCACCGGUGCAACAACCAACGGGCCCAUGGCUUCUUCAAAGCCUAAAAGGCCGAGGGUAGACUGGGUCAUCAAUCCAGCAGAUAUGCUUGCAGAUAUUUACUGGCUCGAGCAGGGCGACAACAAGAAGUAUGUGGAGGAUCGAAACUACAAGCGAGUCUUCCCACAGGGCCACGGCCGUCAAAGAGCAUGGUCUCAUUGGAAAGACAACAACCUCUCAUCUUCGACGCCUGGUGGUGCGAUUGCUGCUGCGAUCGCUGCCGCAUCCGCAACAGCUUCAUCCGCGGCAGCCCCUGCUCCUACCACUACCAUGAAGGACACUAUUGAACAGGGACGGUCAUCCACGUCCUCAGACCAUCGAAAAUCAUCGGAAGAAGUGUCCAGAUAUAGACAGCACAUGCCGAGUGGUGCAAGAGAAAAACUACAGAAGCUGAGGGGACUUCACCACCGCCAUAGCAGUUCGGUCCAUGGCAGCGCACACGAGCUUCUAAGGUUCCGCAGAGGUUCAAUAUCAGACGAGUCCGAAUCUGAAACUGGAUCCCGGAAAAAGCGCAUGGUGCGCAGCCAGACCAUUACCGCCAGUGACAGAGACGCACUCGAGAAACAGAUGCUAGAAAUGAUUGCGCGGGAGAAUAGAAACUCCUUUGAGCAACAGAUGACGGCUUCCAACUCAAGUGGCGUGAACAUAAAGUCGCCUCUGCCGGUCUCAAGCCCUACCGCUCUCAGUUCACCUGAGAGAGUCAAGACCAAUUCUGCAGGACCAAGUCGCCCGCAAAGCCGCUUCAAUUCAAAAGACAACUUAAUCAAAGACUUGCAAAGCGCUUCAGAGAGCAGCAUCCGUGGCAGAACUCCCCACAGGUUUCAGCCUCAACUUCCAAGUGGACCUACGUCCCCAGCCAGUCCAGGUCAAGGCCGUGACAGCUUGGAUGUGCCCAGUUUCUGGGGGCCCCGACAGCGGCGCCCCUCGAUAGACUAUGAUUCCUCCCGACCCACAUCACCAGACAUGCGAGGCGUGCGAGGAACCGAAGGUGCCAGUGGGUUUGUGCUCCCACCAAUUGGCAAGGAUCUCUCUCCUAGUCACAGUAGGUCUGGCUCGCCGAGCAGAAAUCCCUUCAGCCGUGUCAAGCAGAAGCUUCAGCGGGAUAGGAGCCGCAGCAGAGUGCGUGGUGCUUCGGAUGCCGUCACGCCGGGUGCUACUCUUGAUGACCAGCCACUUGGAUCAGUAUCGCCCGGGAUGAUCGAAUCCCCUCCUCGUGCCUUGGUACCUCCGGAGAAGCUCAAACCAUCGCCAUCACCCAGGGAGAAAUACGGUUCGCCACCGCGUAAGGUCACAUCUAGAACAGAUACUAGCAACACAAAGUCCCAGAAGAGCCACACGGGUGAGAUUAAGCGGGAGGACUCUGGGCUUCGUGGCUUCUUCAGUAGAGCACCACCUCGCAUCGACAGUGUUCUGCGGUCCGGUGUCUCCAAAGUUGGUGAUCUCCUGUGGAGAAAAGAAUCUUCCACGGAGGAGACGUCUCCGUCGCCCCAGAGGCCAGAGCUGGAAAAGACAAGAGCAGACAUUGCCAGCUCCGAUUCCGAGGCCUCGGAUACGGAUGUUGCCAACGGUCGGCAAAGGGGUCGUCGUCGCGACGAGUCCCGAAAAAGUACACUCGAACUCGACAACCCGAAAGCGUUGCACCAACAGACGACAUCCGAUCAGGGCAACAAGCACCUGUGGCCAGACGCAUUUGACAGAAAUGGAAUGCACAGUCCAGGGGGUGGGAUGUUAUCGCCUGAUCUCGGGUCUCCCCUGUCGCAUCCAAUGAGCCGGCGCUCUUCUCGAUUCGAGCUACUCAAACCGCCCAAGCUUGAUGUACAAGCUGCGACACCCACUUCACCAAGCGCAUCGCCUGUUUUCCCCAUUCGGCAGGAUAGAAAACAGGACAAGACCAAGGAUGAAAUCCCCGCGACAGAAGCUGGGGGCGACAGCUCGGCCGCAAAGUGGCCGCCUCGUGAGCCUCUUCCCAACAAGAGACAAGGCAUGGAUCAACGCGAGGUUUUCCGACAACGCGCACAUGUAUUACGCACUGGUAUAAUGGCAUCGGAGAUCGCAUCUCGUGGCCUGACGGACAAGGAAGGCUCCCGCCCUUCGAAUAGACAGGCUUCUACGGGCCUAAUGUUGCAGCAACAUUACCCGUACCCGCUUUCCAGCCUUGCGGCCAAACACAGGAAUGAGGCCCUCGCCGCGGCUGAUGCCAUGCAGCAGCUGGCGCAGCAGUGGCACCAGCAGUCGGAGGUUUUCGCGACGCGCACGACACCCUCGCUCAUGUCUCGAAUCGAUGCCCUCCGGUACCAGGUCGCAGUCGACCUGUCGAGUCUCGUCCGGACAGGGGCAGACGAGGCGGACCACAUGGGUCGCGACCUAGUUGACGGGCAGCGGCUGCAGGUCAAGCGGGCAGUGGACAUUAUCGAGAAGCUGCUGCGGCGACGGCGACGGCGGUUCCGGUGGGUUAGGCGCGCAGGCUGGCUGGCCGUCGAGUGGUGGCUCGUCGGGUUCAUGUGGUUCGUCUGGGCGGUCGUCGUAAUCGCGAGGGUCUUUCUCGGCGUGGGCAGGGGGGUCAUUGGCGUUGGACGCUGGCUCCUCUGGCUAUGA
Molecule: messenger RNA, 4200 nt
Organism: Pyricularia pennisetigena
Lineage: Eukaryota; Fungi; Ascomycota; Sordariomycetes; Magnaporthales; Pyriculariaceae
Exons: 1
Coding region: 1-4200 (1399 amino acids)
Source: RefSeq, a predicted model, not a curated record